AUGUGUGGAAUUUGCUGCUGUCUUUUCGUAGAUAAUCAGAGUUCGAGGGAUAGUUUCCAGGUGGGCAGAUUUAACUAUUUGAAAUAGAACAGCUGACGAUUUAGAAGUUAUACUUUCUUGUACUUCUUGAUAACUGCUAGUGGUUGAUCCAUACUUGCGAGUGUUUGUCUGUGAAGCACCGCUCCUUAAUUGAACAAAAAAUCUAAGGAAAUGCACCAAAAAGUUAUUAGGUAAGUAUGAGUACACCUGUACCUCAGUCUGGCGACAAUGCCCCGCUGGGGCCACACAUCACAAAUGCGAGUGUUCUAGUGGGACAAAGACAAAGACAAUCUGUAAUUCAGAGUUUCUGGAAGGAUUCAAUCCCUUGACGGGUUAAACACACGGGAUCUGGUUGAUUGCUUAUGUUAAGUAUCCUACCGGAGAGGAGAGUGUGAUGUUCAUCGCAUUUUUAGACCAAAAAAAAUGGUGCUCUGCAGUUUUAGGCCACGUUCCUCUCCUUUUUUUUUCAAUUUUCAAGUUUUGCACAACUAAAACACCUGAAAUCGUUGUGCUAUUGACUUCAUGUAUUGCAGAGAGGUCAUUACCUCUGGAGAUCUAAAAGCUGAUGGAGACUCUAUUUUGCUUUCAUCCCUCCCUCCCCACCCCACCCCCUCCACUAAUAUCAACAACCAAUCCGCUUGCCAAUUACUGGAAGACAAAUAUCAAUUCAACAAUUUAAUCUAGUCAGUAUUUGCAGAUCAGGGAGAAAAAAGGAAAAAAACUGAAAAGGGAAAUAUUUUAAAUUAAUAACAACUGAAAAUUUCAUUUUAAAAGGUUAUUUCAGGUUCCAUUCUUCCUCACCUGGAAAGAAGGGGUCCAGAUCACAGUGGAAGAAAUGAGGUUUCUGUGGAAAAUGAAAAUGGAACCAUCUGCUUGGCUUUUGUAAGCACAGUGCUUCAUUUAAGAGGCAGGAAGACUCCGCAGCCAUUACAAGAUGAGUGUGGGAAUAUUUUAUUAUGGAAUGGAGAAAUAUUUGGCGGUCUAGCUGUAAGUACAAGUAGUGUGUUCAGGCUUUUGGGGAAAGAUUGAAAAAUAAAAGAUAGUGCAAGUGACCACUUGAAGCAUGUUUUGAUUCCUUUGUUUGAUGUAUGUGCUACACUACUCAGAGUAUGCAAAGAACUUUUAGUGAUAACAUGAAACUACACAUAUUGUCAAUGUAGAAAUUGCAUGCAAUGAACUCUUUUCUAAAAUGUAAAUGUGCCCCGACAUCUUCUACAAAGGGACUUUCUGUUCUUGAAGUUCAAUUCUCUUAAGCGACCACCUCUUGUAAGCGACCGCUAAACCUUCGCAUUUUGAGUGAUCAUGUUUGGGAAGUUUGACUCAAUCUGUUCUUCCAACCUUUUUCCUGUUUUCCCUUUUAGGUUAAUGAAAGUGACAAUGAUACCUUGGUUCUGCUAGAAUAUUUGUCCAGCCAUUAUCCAGACAUGACUCCUUCUCAACACAUUCUUUCAACAAUGGCCAAAGUUCAAGGACCCUGGUCAUUUGUUUACUGGCAGGUAAACUUAAAUAGGCACAGAUUGAAACAGUAAAUCUAAUGAUGGCAAUAUUACCAUUAUUUUUAUUAUAUUAUUAUUAUUAUUAUUAUUAUUAUUAUUAUUAUUAUAACAAUAAUGUUAAUGGAUUUCUAAAAACACAUUUUGUUGACAUGAAAGCAAAGUUGAUUGACAACAUCCAUUUUGUGUUUUACUUGAUAGGACAUAUUAAAUCUCAACAAAAUUAAUGCAAAGAAGACAGGGGAGGGUGCUGACCAAAAAUUCUAAUCAAUUACACAACCCACAUUUCUCUGGUGACCUUUUUUAAAAUUAGUGCAAGUAAUUUCUUUUCCCUUGGGAGUUUGAACAUUUGUUAGAGUGUUUUUAGGAAAAACCAAAUCUGGACUCAUUAAUUCAUUAAUCCUAAAAUAUUUUCGUUAAUUUGCUAAAAUCAAUUGAAAUGGAUUUUGAAUCUAAACCAAUCGCACAUGAGUUUGUUAGAUCAAAUCUAAAUCCUGAUUCCUAUGUUAUCUGUUCUUUUCAUACACCAGUCAAAAAAAAAAUACUCCUUUCAUGCGGUUUCCCCACUGAAAAUAUGAGGUCCACCCUGUUGUCAUGAGUUAAUGUAGGUAUUGUGGACACGCCGAAGUAAAAAUUUGGGUUUUUUUGUCUCUGUCGAAAUAACAAACGCAAGGAAUUUGAGAACCAAAGAUAUUUACUUGGAUUUUCCCAAAGAAAGGCAACGCGCCACUUUGUAGUUUCUUUUGUUUUUAUUGCUAUUUUUGUGCAGGCAAAUGAGCAGAAACUUUGGUUUGGUCGAGAUUACUUUGGACGUCGAAGCUUGUUAUGGCAUCUUCCAACAGAUUCAAACGAUGUUCUAGCAGUGACGUCAGUGACGGAAAGAAAUUCUUCUGCAACUGAUAAACUGGUAUUCAUUUCCUUUUCUUUUCUUUUUUUUUCUCUAACCUUUUUCACGUUGAUCCUUUUCUUCUCGCUUAAAAUGCUUGUGUGAGGGGGUGAAAAAGAAUACAAUCCUUGCAUGAUGCAACAGAUCCUUCACGAAAUGACACGCACCAUCACCAAACCACGAUCCUCGGAGAGCGUCUCUUACGCGUUAAAUUUUGAUCGUUCCUUCUUAACAUGGAUGGUAUAGAGUGCUUCUUUUUUAUGCCUUUAUACUAUCUUUGGCGGCGGUUUAGCUUUGGCUAAGCUGUUCACAAAAUUGUUUAUUGAGAGAAAACUUAUAUUUCACAGAUAAAAAUCACUCAUACAUAAAAAAUGCACUUCCCCGCUCCGCUUUCCUUAAUUCCGCGGCUCUAGAUUUCAAUUUAUUUUCCAAACUUCCAGUUUGGAUAUCUCUGGUAAGCCGACGCCUGGUCCAAAAUCUGGCCAUUUACUAGAACUCUGACUGUGUGCCCGAUGAAAUAGGAGUUCCAGGUAGUAGACGGCCUUAUAUUUGCUUCGUUUGCUCAAGAUGGUGUAUAAUACCUUCGUGAUUUGGAGUGAUUUAAUUUAUAGGUUGUAGGUUCAUUAAUACCACAGUCAAUCUUUGAGACAGAGUUUAUCGACUCGGCCAACAAAAGAUCAUGGCUCACGAUACAGCUAUUUUGAGAAAGGUUGUCGGAAAAUAUGUGCGCGCAACAAUCCCGAAAGGUAACAUGGGAUAUGAUCAAUAUACUGUUCCUGACACUGUAGCUGUCGAACAUACUUUUGUUGCUUUCCUUUAGCACUUGCAAACAUAUGUCCAUGGCCUAUCGUGUCAUUCUUUCAAAUUCCGUUGAAAAACAGCAAACUUAAGAUCACCCACAAUACCUUACGGGAUUGUCGCGUGCACUUUUUCCGACAACCUUUCUCGAAAUAGCUGUAUACAUAAUGUACAUCACACUCACCCUAUAACCUGCUUAUGACAUAACUCCCAGGCUCAAACCGUUUAAAACGUUAAAACGUGCUUUAUGGUUAUUUCAGCAUUUUGAAGAAGUUCCUGCAGAUGGCUUAUAUUGUGUGGAUUUGCUAAAUAACACUAGGGAAGAGAACACGAGAAAACCUUUAGCCAUUCGCAAAUUUGAGUGGAGUUCCAAAGAUGCAGAUUUUCAAAACUCUAUGUUCUUAAGCUGUCCCGUGUUACCGUUUAAUAAGCAGAUGCCCUCAAGGGAAGAUCUACGUGUUAUUGCGGAGACCAGACAAAGAAUUUACUUAAAGGAUGAAGAAAAACUGGAAGAAAAUUUUACAUCAGAAAUCAACAACAUUUCUAGCAAGGAUAAGAAUGCGAAAGUCGAAAAGAUCGCUGUCGAAAGCGAGUUUUCUUAUCUUGACAACUCUAAAAGUAUAGCAGGCUUAAGUAAAUCGGAAAUCCAAGAUGCGUGUCCUAAUUGUGAAGAACGAUACGAGUUCCGAGCUCUUGAAAAUUGUACUAGUACUGUAAAUUCGAGAUUCAGUUCACCCAACAGAGCGCCCACAAGAAAUGUUGAGUUAAAUGCCUCCGACAGUCUACCCUUUCUAGCCUCCAGAGGUCUUUCAAAACUUAACGACGCAGAGAAAUCGCGACAUAGUUUUGAAGAAACUAUACCUCGUGAAGCAACGCCAAGCGAAGCUGGCGAUUGUAAAAGUAUACCACAAGCAUGUUGUGAUCGUGGUUUGGUGGAAACACUGUGGAAUUCUACCUUUGAAGCGCUCAGAGACAAGUUUGUUACUGUUCUUGGUGAAGCAGUGAGAAAGAGAGUUUUUAACUUGCCAAGGAUAAAGAGUAACUCCGUAUCAUUAGGUUUACAAGAAGCUUCAUCCAGUUUGACUGCAAAAGAGAAGAGCUCUCUAGAAACUAAGGACAAAGAUGCUCGUGUCGGAAUUUUAUUUUCUGGUGGUAUUGACUCAAUGAUGAUAGCAGCUUUAGCGGACAGGUAAGGCGGUUGAGUAUGCGUAUAGUUGUGCCGUUGCAUUGCAACAUACCAAGGUUCAAGCUUUUCUAUCUCACGGCUUUUUUUUUUAGCCUACACAGAAAGAUCUCCAGUCUCACUAGCCUGCGUAGCAAGCGUUUACAAUCGAGUCAUUGAGCGAAAGUUUGAGCGAGAGCAAAAGAAAUCAUUCCUUUUAUUGCUAUCAUCCCACAUUUCAAGACGAACUCGCGCGAGAAAUGCUUGCUACGCAGGCGAGAGUGUUGAUAAAAAAAUUGAAAGAGCUACCCACACAGAUACGUAAAACCGGACGGGAACCAAAUGUAUCAAAAGACAACAACAAGAAAAUAGAAAUUAAUAAAUUAACGCACACACAAAAUAAUUGUUUCUUUGAUCUAAAAUUAAAUGUGCUGAAACACCGACGUGUUUACCCACUAAGCGAUAAAACGAAGGAGGAGAGCCGGAAAAACCAAGGGGGUAAGCGGGGUUUGAUCAAACAAAGCAUAGCGAACUCAUGAACUCAAGACAGUUUGCCCGUUUGCCAUUACUUUACAAAAGGUGUCAUCGUUUAACAACUUUCAACUUUUUUUAGGUUUGUUCCUUUGGAUGAAGCCAUAGAUCUUAUAAAUGUGGCUUUUGAACAAAAGCCGCGUUCGAGCAACGCACAAACGAGAAGUGGUAAGAAAAGAAAGGAGAAGCAAAGUGCAAAAGCAGCAGCCAAUAUAGAAACAACAAACUUCAGCGUUCCAGAUAGAUUGACUGGAAUAGCAGGUUUGGAAGAACUUCGACGCAUUAACCCGGCACGACAGUGGAACUUAAUUGAGGUAAGUUUGCGCGUAAUGAUGCGGUUAAAGCCCUCUUUACUAGCACGUAGGGUAGACAUAACGGCGGGGUUACCUAGCAAUACAGACAAAGUAGCCAAGGUUUUUCGUGGAUGACUUUUUUUUUCGGUAGGUAUGGAUUAUACCCUGUUUAAACUGGUCCGAAUAAAUUUUUGAACGAUUUUCCCCACAUGCAGCAAGAAACCUGGCCAAAAUUUGUCCGAACUCUCUGAACGGGCUCUUAGUAUCCCUUGCAGCCUUUUUUUCUGAGAAGCGCUGCGUGACGACACAAAGAAGGCAGUGAAGGAGACUAGGGAUGGCUUGUCUACCCAAGAAACCUCAAUCAAACACUAUGCUUGUACUACCUCAGUUCAGUCGAACUUCUCCUUUCAAAAGUAUCUAAAAUACGGACUAACUCUCUACUACGUACAGUGCUCUUGAUUCCAGAGAUAGGAACCUUCAUACAUGUAGGUAAAAGGUAAAGGGGGACACGAGCCACGUUUCUGUAGCAUGAAGCAAACCCAGGAGUAUUGCUACUCCCCCCUGUACGGGAUGCUAGUCCAACGCAGGGUUACCCCCCUGCAGUAUGUCGCCGUUACCCAGUUAUAUACCUGUGUAAAGAGACACAAAGGGGAAUAAAGUUCGUUGUCUAAGGAAACAACGCGUCGGGCAAGGCUUGAAUGUUAACUGCUCGGCCACACACGCCUCCACGAAUCUUCAUAUAAUUGUGAAUUUAUUCACAAGAACUUUUGACAGCCCAGAGGUUGGCUUUUCAGUUGAAUUGUAGGCAAGGCAAGUGACAUCCGCUGCACUCGUAUUUAAACUUCGGAACACUCUUUGGACAUAAUUUGAAUCACACAAAACCUUAAGAAAGGGAUGUGUUUGCAGACACUUAGUGGUAUUUCCCAUUGCUUUUAACCAUUUUGUCUCCUUUGCCUUAAGGUUGAUGUGACCCUUGAAGAGCUACAACAAAUGAGGUACGAAUCGUAUAUUGCUUUUAAGCCACUGCUGUCUACUCCUACAUUACUUUUGAGUUUUCAAUAUGUUAGAAAAAAUUAUUCCUUUCCGAAUGCCAAGAAUGACGCGCUGCUAAGUCCUAAUUUUAAAUUGUACUCUUUAAAUUCAAACUUUUUGUUCCCAAUGAUCAGGUCCCGCCAUGUCAGCCAUUUAGUGUCUCCUUUAAAUACUGUGUUAGAUGAUAGUAUCGGCUGUGCCUUAUGGUUUGCUGCUCGUGGGACUGGUCAUUUACGCUCCUCACACAUGAACUGUGGUCUUCAGGAUACCCUUUUGGUUGGUAAUAAAGAGGAUAUAUACACAAGUCAAGCUAAGGUAUAUAACACAAACAUUUAGUACAACUCACUUUCCUCAAAGUUAUCCUAUUCUAGGCAGUGUUAUUGUCUAAGCUGUAGAGUUUACCGUAUCUACUCAAAUUUAAACUUGUCGAGGGCGGCGCAUAUUUAAGGAUGGAGUUUAUUCUAAAGUUGGACGCGAGAUAAAGAAUUGUAUUAACCAGGGUAUCAUUAUUUUCCGUAUUAUACUCCCAGUAUUAACGACUUCUGAUUUUGAUUAUAUCAGGGCCGCGACGCUAAUUCGGGGGCGACGCUUAUUUUAAAACUUCUUUCUUCCAAAUGCGGCGUUUAUUCCGGGAUCGGUGCUUAUUCAAGGAAAUACGGUGUGAAGAUUCAUGUACAAAUUGCCCGAAAUAUCUGUCACAUAAUCUGCCACUCUGGUUAAAGAGAUAUAAAGUUGUAAAUGUAUUAAACAAGAUAUUUUACACAGCAAAAACAUUCAUAGGUGUAAGCACAAAUAAAGGAAAAAUGAUCGAAGAGGCGAUUUUAGUAUCAGCCAAAGGACUGUUGAACGGCCUUAUUGUUGGUUUUAUUUAAUGUAAAUAUUUUUUUGUUUGUUUGUUUGUUUUAGGUAUUGCUGGUCGGUAUGGGAGCUGAUGAGCAACUCGGAGGAUACGCCAGGCACAGAACCCGCUUUAUGUAAUUACUCGUUCUGUUUAAUAGUGUUUGCAUAGCCUGAUAGAAACAGGAGAGGGGUUGGGAGAAUUCGAGACAGUUAUGCAAACCCGAGACGAAGUCGAGAAUUCUCUUUUAAACCCGUCGAGUGUUUAUAUCAGGCUAUGCAAAUACAAGAAAAAAAGUUUUCUAUAGCUUUUAUAAAUCAACUUUCCGGAGAAAAAACGCAAAACUCUUUGUUAUAGCACUGACUAAGACAGAAAUUCUCACCAGUCGUGAAGUCUUGUACACGAAGUUCUUUAAUCUUACAUGCGUAAUCAGUAGUUUUGCAAGAAAGCUAACGGAUUCUUAAGAUGCUAGGCAUUUCCUUACUUGUAAUUUAUUUUUAGUUUUCCUUUUAUUACACUGCAUGUAACUGACUAAAACUCCCUUCUGUAACUAUGAUUAUUCUAAAGCCAAAUGUAAAUAAAGCUUGUUGUUGUUUUUUGUUCUCCCCUACUAACUAGAUCACACACAUCCUUGCUUUCUUUUGUAUUUCAGCAACGAAGGUUGGUCGGGUUUAAUAGAUGAGAUAGAAAUGGAAGUGAAACGCAUUUCCAAGAGAAACCUUGGACGUGAUGAUAGGUCAGCGUUUACUGUAUGAACAUUGAAUUUCAUCUGCAGUGGAGCCCUAAAGCCUUUUUGAAACUAUGUAUAGAGAAGACCAAUUAUCUGUCUCACAGGAAUGAUUAGCCCGGAGAUCAAAAAGUAUUAAAGUUGUAAUAACUCAAAGUUUGUUUAAUUCAGUUAAAUUCCGAAAAUUAAUCUCAGAUGGUCAGAGACUUUUUUUAUCGACUGAGUUUGCCAAUGAGGUUCUCUAGAUGUGUGUUGGCAUGCAGGGUUUUCUGAAGUUUCCCCGGUGCUGAUCCUGGAAACGACAUUAGAAUGUCCGUACAAGCAUCCUGUCCAACUGUUUCCUCGAGUUUAUAGCCAGAAAAAUAGUUCGUGUGACAGCAAAUCCAGUUAGAAUGGUAACCUGUCUCUGGAUCUAUCAUUGAGUCCGGCUACAUGAUUUUCUGUGCCUGGCCCUAUUUGCAUUUUUCUUCUUAAAGAGCUGAUUGAUUCAUCGCGCCGUUGAUCGUGCCUGCACCCUCCUUUCCUGUCAGUUUAUCCGUAGGUUCCAUUCAAAAGUCAACCUAAAUUAAGCGGCCAUCAGCUGGCUAUUGUUGACUGUAUUCCUAGAUUGUCCAGUUGAGGCUUAUAAAUAUAUUUUUUAACACCAGAAGACAGCUGUAUUGAACUGUUUAAUUUUUCUGAGGCAUCUUUCAUUCGGUAUGACUAAGUUAACAGUAUUGUUUGAAAAUGAUUUUCAGGUGUAUAUCAGACCACGGUAGGGAAGCGCGGUUCCCCUUUCUUGAUGAGGACGUUGUCUCGUUUCUGAACAGUUUGCCAGUGUGGAUCAAGGUAGAGUGCAAAAUGUAUUUUUUGGUAUGGGGUAGCUAAUGUCCUUAGCAUGUGAAUGCAAAAGCAUAAAAUGAAGAUUACUUUACAAAGUGAGUAGUGCUACGCAUUUGAGUUCUCUUUUGCAUUUUUCUUGGAUGAGGUUUGCCAUCCCCUGUCUAGUGGUAAAAAUUUGUCAACAGACCUUUUCGCAUUCCAGUUCAAUAUGUAUGAUCCGUCAAUAUCAAAUCAGAACACAUUGAACGGGCUUUGUAGCUUAUCCUUAACUUUACUGAUGUCUUUUUUACUAUUUUGAAUUAUUAGUUUUCAAGGAUAACUUUUCUGCUUUGAAGUCGUGGGGGUAUGACGCUUUUUAGUGACAAAGUUCAACUUCUCAAUUUCAGACAGACCCAGCCCUGCCGAGGGGGACUGGGGAAAAAGUUCUACUGCGCCAAGCGGCAAGGCUGCUCGGUUUGACAUCAUCAUCACAGCUGCCCAAACGGGCAAUCCAGUUUGGAUCUCGAAUUGCUAAAAUGGAGAGUAACGGAGAGAAGGGCUCGGAGACUUGCUCAAGGCUAGAGUUUUAACGAGAAUUUACUUUGGCCUGUUAGUGAGUACCACACUCCAGUAUCGUGGUUAAUAAUAGCAAUUAAAUACCCUGUUCAGCAAAACAGACAAAGAUUUUUUUCAAGUCAAGAAGAACAAGAGCCCCGCCCCUCUCCACGGAGAGGAGAAACUUUCUUUUGGUAUGAUUUUGCGCUCUGAAAAUGAUUCAUAUCCUGGUUAUUAAAAUGUCGGAUUGAGCUAUCCGCUGGAUUAAUCACCAUUCAGGGGAUAAGUAUUAAGGAAACCAAUUGCAUUAAUCACUGAAUAAAGCUGGUUUUAACCAGUGGUUAGCGUCGUCCACCUUUCGAACAAAUGGGCCAAGAUUGCCAAUAGCUUCAUUAAAUGUACUGUGACAAAACAUCGUCAAGGUCUAUCUGCUCUUAUAGUGUUUCGCAGAUUGUAUUUAUUAUAUUGCAUUUUGCAUUAAAAAUUUAUUUUCUGCGCUUGGUG
This is a messenger RNA of Porites lobata, 9659 nucleotides long. NCBI's taxonomy places the organism in Eukaryota, Metazoa, Cnidaria, Anthozoa, Scleractinia, Poritidae. The record is from the annotation of a GenBank genome assembly.